AUGGCCCAGACCCCCGACGGCAUAUCCUGUGAGCUGCGAGGCGAGAUCACCAGGUUCCUGUGGCCCAAGGAGGCGGAGCUGCUGCUGAAAACCUGGCUACCCCAGGAGGGUGCUGAGCGAAGUCAUAUCCUGGCGCUGCUACGAUGGAGAGCCUACCUGCUCCACACCUGCCUGCCCCUGAGGGUGGACUGCACGUUCAGCUACCUGGAAGUCCAGGCCAUGGCACUGCAGGAAACACCCCCUCAGGUCACCUUUGAGCUGGAGUCCCUGCCCAAACUGGUCCUGGAGUUUCCUGGUGUGGCUGCCUUGGAGCAGCUGGCCCAGCAUGUGGCUGCAGCCAUAAAGAAGGUCUUCCCUCGCUCGACGCUUGGGAAGCUAUUUCGGAAGCCCACGCCCCCCUCAAUGUUGGCUCGGCUGGAGAGAAGCAGCCCCUCAAAGUCCACUGCAUCCAGCACCCCCUGUGGUGGCUUCUUGGAGACAUACGAGGCUCUGUGUGAUUACAAUGGCUUCCCUUUCCGAGAGGAGAUUCAGUGGGAUGUGGACACCAUCUACCAUCGACAGGGCUGCCGCCAUUUCAGCCUGGGAGACUUCAGCCACCUUGGCAGUCGGGACCUGGCCUUGAGUGUAGCUGCUCUGUCCUACAACCUGUGGUUCCGGUGCCUCUCCUGUGUGGACAUGAAGCUGAGCCUUGAGGUCUCAGAACAGAUUCUGCACAUGAUGAGCCAGUCGUCCUACCUGGAGGAGCUGGUGCUGGAGACCUGUGGCCUCAGGGGAGACUUUGUCCGGCGACUGGCCCAGGCACUAGCAGGACACUCGAGCUCCGGGCUGCGGGAGCUCAGCCUGGCAGGGAACCUGCUGGAUGACAGAGGUGUGGCUGCGCUCAGCAGACACCUAGAGCAUCGUCCAGGAGCCCUGAGGAGACUCAGCCUAGCGCAGACAGGGUUGACUCCGCGAGGAAUGAGGGCUCUGGGCCGGGCACUAGCCACCAAUGCUGCUUUCAAUUCUGCCCUGACCCACCUGGACCUUUCUGGGAACCCCGGGGCUCUGGGGGCCUCCGAGGACAGUGGGGGCCUCUAUAGUUUCCUGAGCCGGCCUAAUGUUCUGUCCUUCCUGAACCUUGCAGACACUGACACUGCUCUGGACACUCUCUUCGCAGCGCUGUCCAGCGGCUGCUGCGCUAGCCUCGCCCACCUGGACGCCUCAAGGAAUGUCUUCUCCCGCACGAAGUCCCGGGCCACGCCGCCGGCUGCGCUGCAGCUCUUCCUCAGCCGCGCAGGGACGCUGCGGCACCUGGGCCUGGCGGGCUGCAAGCUGCCGCCUGACGCGCUCAGGGCCCUUUUAGAUGGUCUGGCGCUCAACACGCACAUCCACGACCUGCAUCUGGACCUCAGUGCUUGUGAGCUGCGCUCAGCAGGCGCCCAGGUGAUACAAGAUUUAGUGUGCGACGUGGGCGCCCUGAGCUCCCUGGAUCUGGCAGAUAACGGCUUCGGCUCAGACAUGGUGACUCUGGUCCUGGCCAUUGGGAGGAGCCGGUCCCUGAGACAUGUGGCGCUUGGAAGGAACUUCAACGUCCGGUGCAAGGAGACCCUGGACGACGUCCUGCACCGGAUUGUUCAGCUCAUGCAGGACGACGACUGUCCUCUGCAGUCUCUGUCCGUGGCCGAGUCGCGGCUGAAGCUGGGCGCCAGCGUCCUGCUCCGGGCCCUGGGCACCAAUCCUAACCUGACAGCGCUGGAUAUCAGCGGCAACGCCAUGGGGGACGCGGGCGCCAAGAUGCUGGCCAAGGCGCUGCGGGUCAACACGCGGCUCCGGUCUGUGGUCUGGGACCGGAACCACACAUCUGCUCUGGGACUGCUGGACGUGGCGCAGGCUCUGGAGCAGAACCACAGCCUAAAGGCCAUGCCUGUGCCACUGAACGACGUGGCACAGGCGCAGCGGAGCCGCCCGGAAUUGACAGCACGUGCAGUCCAUCAGAUCCAAGCUUGUCUCUUGAGGAACAAUCGCGCGGACCCCGCCUCUUCUGAGCGCGCGUCCCGCCUUCAGCCUCUGGGUCUGGUCUCAGACCCCUCGGAUCAGGAAGUGAAUGAACUGUGUCAGUCAGUGCAGGAGCAUGUGGAGCUGCUGGGCUGUGGGGCUGGGCCCCAGGGUGAAGCUGCUGUGCACCAGGCUGAGGAUGCCAUCCAGAACGCCAACUUCUUUCUCAGCAUUCUCCCCAUUCUAAAUGAGGCUGGGAGUUCCCCGAGCCAUCACUGGCAGCUGCAGCAGAAGCUAGAGGGCCUCCUGGGACAGGUGGGCGAGGUCUGCCGCCAGGACAUCCAGGACUUCACACAGGCCACACUGGACACAACAAGGAGCCUCUGCCCAGGGAUGCUGCAGGGACCUAGCUGGAGGGAGCAGCUAGAAGGGGUCCUGGUGGGCUCAAGGGGCCUCCCAGAGUUGCUCCCAGAACAGUUGCUGCAUGAUGUCUUCACUAGGCUCAGGGAUAUACGGCUAUCAGUCACAGGGACCUUGGCAGAGAGCAUUGUGGCUCAGGCUCUGGCUGGUCUGAGUGCAGCCCAGGAUCGGCUGGUGGAGAGUCUGGCUCAGCAGGCAACAGCGGCAAUGCCCCCUGCCCUACCGGCACUGGAUGGAGGUGAGCCCAGCCCCCUUGAGCCUGGGGAAUUGGAAGGUCUUUUCUGCCCUGAGGAAGAGAAAAAAGAGGAGGAGGAGGAGGAGAAAGAGAAAGAGGAGAAGCGCCAGCACCACCACCGCCCGCCGCCCGGGGGCCCCCAGGUGCCCCCAGCCCUGCCGCAGGAAGGGAAUGGGCUCAGUGCCCGCGUGGAUGAGGGCGUGGAGGAAUUCUUCUCCAAAAGGUUGAUCCAGCAGGAUCGCCUCUGGGCCCCCGAGGAGGACCCGGCCACCGAAGGGGGUGCCACUCCUGUGCCCCGUACAUUGAGAAAGAAGCUGGGUACCCUCUUUGCCUUCAAGAAGCCUCGUUCAACACGGGGUCCACGACCUGAUCUAGAGACCAGCCCUGGGGCAGCUCCCCGCACCCGAAAAACCACACUUGGGGAUCUGCUGCGGCCACCAGCCCGUCCAGGUCGUGGUGAGGAGCCUGGUGGGGCUGAGGGGGGCACCAGCAGCCCUGACCCUGCCCGCAGGAGUCGGCCUCGCUACACACGGGACAGCAAGGCCUACUCCAUGAUACUGCUACCUGCCGAGGAGGAGGAAGAGGCCACACUGGGUGCCAGACCCGAUAAGCGGCGACCCCUGGAGCGGGGAGACACAGAGCUUGCCCCAUCCUUUGAACAGCGGGUACAAGUGAUGUUGCAGAGGAUCGGUGUAAGCCGAGGCAGUGGGGGUGCUGAAGGCAAGAGGAAGCAAAGCAAAGAUGGCGAGAUCAAGAAAGCUGGCUCGGAUGGUGACAUUAUGGACAGUUCCACGGAGACCCCUCCCAUCUCAAUCAAGUCCCGCACCCACUCUGUGUCUGCUGACCCCUCGUGCAGACCUGGCCCAGGGGGCCAUGGGCCUGAGUCCACCACCUGGAAGACACUGGGGCAGCAGCUGAAUGCAGAGCUCAGGGGCCGUGGUUGGGGCCAACAGGAUGGUCCAGGGCCCCCCACCCCUUGUCCCAGCCCAAGAGCCAGCCCCUCCCCAGACAGCCUGGGCCUCCCUGAGGACCCUUGCUUGGGCCCUAGGAAUGAAGAUGGCCAGCUGAGGCCGCGGCCUCUAUCGGCAGGGCGACGAGCAGUGUCUGUGCAUGAGGACCAGCUCCAGACCCCUGCUGAACGGCCCCUGCGGCUGCAGCGCUCUCCUGUCCUCAAGCGUAGGCCGAAGCUUGAGGCACCCCUGUCUCCAAGCCUAGGAUCUGGCCUUGGGACCGAGCCUCUGCCCCCACAGCCCACAGAUCCCUCCAGCCCUGAGCAGAGCCCACCCUCCCCAGCCACAGACCAAAGAGGCGGCGGCCCCAACCCCUGAUCCUCUCCUCUCCUGCUGCAUGAGAUUAUUUUAUUAAAAAACUCAAAGAAA
Messenger RNA from Galeopterus variegatus (Sunda flying lemur), 4008 nucleotides. RefSeq names its product RGD motif, leucine rich repeats, tropomodulin domain and proline-rich containing (gene CARMIL2). Gene Ontology annotation, cellular component: lamellipodium; plasma membrane. Gene Ontology annotation, biological process: cell migration; regulation of Arp2/3 complex-mediated actin nucleation. The transcript has 38 exons. The coding region runs from base 1 to 3957 and encodes 1318 amino acids. Gene Ontology annotation, molecular function: protein binding. NCBI's taxonomy places the organism in Eukaryota, Metazoa, Chordata, Mammalia, Dermoptera, Cynocephalidae. The record is from RefSeq and is a predicted model, not a curated record.